UAUUUGGUAGCUCAUUAAAAAAAAUGUUUUAUAUAGAAUAUAUAGGGACUUUAAUCGGAAUAAUCGGAAUUCUUUUAUGCUAGUUUGACAUAAACAAAUGAUUUAACAUCUAUUUUUUACAUUUAAACCACUGGCUUUACAUGCAAUUUUUUUGUGUGAAGUUGAUCUACUUGUGCAUGACAGUAUCGAUUACAACUUAACUAAUAACGUCCUUCUCAAGGUUAGUGUAAUAUUAGGGAAUAUUUAUUCAGUUGAAAAAGGCUUAAAUAAUUUAAGACAUUUACACGUGGCAACUAAGACUAUUGUCAGUACGAGUGAAAAAAUCUACCCAACACAGAAAGAGAUUUUGAUUUACUACUACAUAAAUUAGGUUUGGUUAACGAUAAGGAAGUUUCAGUUGAAUUACACAUUCAUCUUGAUGCAUACGGAUUCAGUGAAGCAAGGUGCAGUGAAAGAAGGCAAAUGUAUGACGAAAUCCAACAGACAGAAAAAAGUCAUUCUAAGUCCAGUUCUGUUGAAAAAAUACUUGUGGGAAGUCUAAUGGAAAACACAACUAUUAAAGCUGAAAGUGAUCGUGAUUAUCUAUUUGUUAACAAAGAUAUUAUAUGUGUGGCCGAUCCUUGUUAUGUAACAGAAGAUGAUGUUGGCAAAGACAUCUUCCUUGUAGAUUUUGAAAAUGCACCUCAUGGUUAUACCCUACUACGUCAACUACAAAGAGGGGGCGCCAAGUCUGUGAUUGGAGGAUGCUUGAUAAAGAAAGACAAGGGCUUGUAUCUGUCGUCAGAUUUAUUCAUGAAUACAGUUGAACCGGGCAGCUACCUUGGCCAACGAGAAAGAAAUGGACCAGCACUGACAAUGAAGGACUCUUUAAGUAAAAUUCUCUUGUGGUUCUACAAAAAUGCAAAGACGAAAUCGAAACCAAAUUAUGAUGUUGAUAUUGUCAAUGCGUUUCCUUGCAAAAUGCCUGUGCCUUUGAAGACUUGGGCAAGAAGAAUCAGGAAUAAACACUGGCCUUCCCCUGUAGUGGUAAAUGAAGUUUUAUUGUUGCCAGUUUAUGUCGUGCCAGCCUCGCAAGUAGGCACAGAAAAUACUGAUCUUCAAUGGCGUGUCAGUUUCACACGCCAAGAAACACACCUUAUUCAAACAUUCAGUAACACUCAACUGAAAGUCCUUAUUCUAGCGAAGAAAAUAGCCAAAUAUAAGCUUAGAUACCACUGUAAAGAAAUAACAUCGUACGUAAUUAAGAAUGUUGUAUUUUGGGUGUUUGAAGAGACUCCACCUGACCAAUUUCAAGUCACAGAUCUUAUUGAAAGGUUAAGAGAUGUACUGUCACAGUUGUCCGAUUUUAUCUCCAAAAGGUGCUUACCAGCUUAUAUAAACCCCGACAAAAACCUCUUUUAUGGGAAGAUUAAUGCCACUGAACAUAAUGAAUUAUUCUCAGAACUGAUUAAAUGUCAAAGUGUACUUACUGAAGAAUUCCAUAAAUGUUGUUCAAGAGGAGAAAGGAGUCCAGACGAAUAUUUCGGGCCGAUGUUUCAAGAUAUCUUUGAAUCUUUACUUGGUCCUCUUUCACAGGACAUUAUGUUACCUCACCUUAAAGAGCUAUGCAAAGAUAUGGCCGAAACACAAAACGUUGUUCCACAGGACACAGAGAAUAGAGACAAAAAUAUGCCAGCAACAGUCCCUCUGCUAGAAUCAAUGAUGAUUUGGUUUGGUUUGUUUUGGGUUUAACGCCGUUUUUCAACAGUAUUUCAGUCAUGUAACGGCGGGCAGUUAACCUAACCAGUGUUCCUGGAUUCUGUACCAGUACAAACCUGUUCUCCACAAGUAACUGCCAACUUCCCCACAUGAAUCAGAGGUGGAGGACUAAUGUUAUCAGACACAAUGUCGUUCAUCAAAUAGUCAUGGAGAACAUACGCCCCGCCCGAGGAUCGAACUCGCGACCCCGAGAUCCGUAGACCAACGCUCUUACCUAUUGAGCUAAGCGGGCGGGCAGAAUCAAUGAUGAAAUGAUGAAAUUCAAAGACUUUGAUAUAAGCGUUAUAGAUCACCACGUGCGAACGAAUUGUCCCCUAUUUAUACAAAUCCCAAUGUUCAUUUUUACGACGGUUUUAGUCCUCUCGCCAAUAGUGCUACUGGCAUAUAUACUUCACUGUAUUUUGCCGCCACAUGUUAUCAUCUCUAUACUUGUAUUAAUGUGUACUACAUUUGUGAUCACCAGGAAAAAGCUUUUGGUUAUAGUACGACUGUUACAGUUAAUAACGACUUCUGUUUGUUGGAUUUCAAAAAUCAUCAACUGGAUUUUCAGACAAAUCAUUAGAGUAUUACCAGUGCAAAAUGAAUUGGAAGACUGAGGGCCAUUGUAUUACAAACUUGAAAACAAAGUCAAGCUGUCUUGCAUGAAAUGCAAAAAAUGAAUCUAAUGCAAAAAUAUUUAGUUACUAGUAGUCUGUACAAAUUUUAUUCAUGCGGAGAGGAAAAUUAAAUGUUAUAUUCAUUAAAAAAAACUCUAUUGCCUAGGAUACAGAACCCAAAAUCGGGGUCAUCCACUCCCCAUAAAAUAUCUUAAACUAUAGAUGUUAGUAACAAAUUUGAAGACCAGCUGACGAAACAACAAGUAGUGGCUUGAACACAAAACUGUUUGUAAAAUGUUAUACAGCUAAGUCCAACAUCUUCCCCCUGUUUAGAGAUUAUCAUUUCCGUAAGCAAAAUCAUAGAGUUUAUCAAAUACAGAUUCUAAUGACUAAUAAAAAUAGAUACACUAAGGCUUAAAUUGCCCUCCAAAAGUCUGAAGACAUGAUACUGUGUUCAUCUGGAAGUCUGAAGAUCUGUCAAAAUGCCCUCCAAAAGUCUAAGAUAUGACACAGUGCCCAUCUGGGAGACACAAUACCUUUCAAAAGUCUGAAGACCUGGCACUGUGACAUGAUACAGUGCCUUUCAAAAGUCUGAAGACAUGAUACAAUGGUUAUCUGGAAUUCUGAAGACCUGAACAGGACACUCAAAAAGUCUUUAGACGAAUUGAACAAUUUAUAAAACAAGGAUAGGAUUGUUCAAAAUCGAACAGUGAGAAAGAAAAAACAAAUUUUAUACUUAAUAUUUGAAUAUAAUAGUUAUUUUCCUUUGUGUCUCUACACUUUUGAAGGUCAGUGUAUCUACACAGCUAUUUAAUGUUAUACAUUCUGUCUUAAAUGCUUCAAAACAGAUGACAAAAACAGCCUUUCCAGGUAUUUCAUAAUUUAUUAAUUAAGAUUUAAAUAGAUACAAUGUAAUCAUUAUUUAUUAAACAGCAAAAUCUUCUGUUUAUAUAUUUCCA
Messenger RNA from Mercenaria mercenaria, 3313 nucleotides. RefSeq lists its product as uncharacterized. The transcript has 2 exons. The record is from RefSeq and is a predicted model, not a curated record. NCBI's taxonomy places the organism in Eukaryota, Metazoa, Mollusca, Bivalvia, Venerida, Veneridae. The coding region runs from base 463 to 1731 and encodes 422 amino acids.